UUAUCUGUGGUGUAGUGUACCAGUAACUUUCGCGUCACUGCCCUGAUCUCAAAGUUAUUCAAUGGUGAGUCAUACUGUGGGAACAACAUGUGAUUAAUGGUUUGCGUCGUAAGGUCCAAUCAUUUAGUGUUCACGUAAUGAGUUCCUGUUAAAUGAUGUUUGGUGUAUGCUUUGUGCGUCUGUGUGCACUAUGAGAUACACCCUCGAGCAAAAAGUGUUCAUGUACGACGCGUAUAUAAAACACAAAUCUUUCGUGGAAUGUUGUGUGGCCUUUAUACAAAAGUACCCUGGUGUCAAGCUUCCCAGAAGGUCAGUUGUUCGUAAAUUAGUGACGACAUUUCGUAGAACAGGCUCCUUGUUGGAUGAAAUACCAGGAGCCGUCAAGCGUCGGAACAAAGGUAUUAAACAGAUGAAAAAUAAGUUACAAAACACAGAGAAGACUUCGCGCCCCGUAGGUGGGCAGUAUAGGAGAACAAAUGGACCUACCACCAGAGCCAUAACCCGGAAUUCAAGGGUGUCCAGCAGUGACACAGAAACACAACAGGAUGCUCUCCCAUUCACAUUUGUUGGCAUCAAACAAGAAGUUGAGGACAAAAUGGACAUCAUAGAUUUGGAGACUGAUUCAGACAGCGACAUACCAGAACCCUCUGAAGAUAUGCAGUUCAGAUCUGUGAAGGAGGAGCCACUGGAAACAAGCAGCAGUGAGAUGUCAGACAGUGAUUCUAAGAAGGAACUUGAGGUUGACACGGACGUCUCGGACGGGGGCAGUGGUUUAGACAGUGAUACGCAGGAAAACUGUGACAAGACGCGACUUAUAUCAGUGAAGGAAGAGCCACCAGACACAAGCAGCAGUGAGUUGUCAGAACAGGAGCCAUUCACGUUCACUUGUGUUAACAUUAAGGAGGAAGUUCAGGAUUCUGUAGCCAUCAGUGGGGUGCAGAGUGACUCUGGUGCUUCAGAUCAGGCACUGACAGUGACGAGUGGUUGCCGGACGUUCCAGAAUGAAGCGUUACAUAAACCAGUAGUGUUCGCGUCUGUAGAUGUUAAAUGUGAAGUUGAGGGUGAAGUAGCAUGCAGUGAUGAAUAAACAAUUCAGCAUGGAGUAGCCUUUGGGAAGGAGCACAAAUGAAGGUAAAAUAAAAGAAAGAAACAUAAAUGACCCCCCCCCCCCCCGGCCACAAAAAGAGGAAUUAUAUGAUUCUUACAGAAAACUGUCACUUUCGUAAAUUUCGCUAUGAUUUAUUUUAUCUUUUUAAUGUGUCAUUGUUUGUUAAGAAGUGACGUUGAUCACAUCAAUACUGUGUUGUUGUUGUUUUUUUAAAUUUUGGUUUGUCUGUUAAUAUUUAUACACAUGGCAGUUUGUUAUAUAUAAUCUGAAGCUUUCACAGUGACCAAGUAUAAUGAAUCCUUCUCGGGCUACCAGCCAUAUCAGGUGGUUUAAUGACAAAAACACCAUCAUUUCAAGAAUCAUCUUUGUCCGUGACCUCAGGGUACAGAAGUUCUGAAGUUGGAGCACCUGACACGGCUGGUGGCUCAAGAAGAAUUCACUAUGGCAAUCUGUGAAACAACAACAUUUUUUCUUAUUUUUGAUCCUGGAAGUUUGUAAACAUACUUCUGACUCACUCUGUAUAAAGUGCAAGCAAUUUUUAGAGGUGUAAGGGCAUGAACUUUCUCUUCAAACUAGCAGCAUGUAUAGUGAAAGGAUGUAAGAACUGGGUUCUGUAAUUAAUUAUCUGUCAAAUAUUUAUAUAAGUCAUGUGAAUGUACAGGGAAUAUCUAUGUCCAAGAAUAGUCAGUUGCUUUGCAGUGUAGUAUCUGCAUCAUACCCGUAUAUAUAGAUUAUAUUAUGACCAUUAAAGGAUCUUCUUAUAAGAUCUUUAUACAGCAUAAAAAGAAAUCGGUACUCCUAAACUUUUCUCUCCUUGUUACAAUGAUGGUACGUGCGCUUGCUUGUUUACACUGUCCUCUACUUUUCUAGCUGUGCACUUUGAAGCAGGGAGUUGUAAUGAGAGGAAUCCUUACAGUAGUGAGCCAAGUGCAACACAUUGAUGAAAGAGAAGGUGAGAAAAGAAUAAUUUAAAAUAAAAUGUUUAUGUGAUGGAUAAGUUUGCCUCCUCCACGUAACACUAAUAGAUCAUUUACAGCUUUUUAUUAGUACAGUAUUGGAAAUGCAAGAUUUCCAUGUGAUCAGCACCUCCUACAAAUAUCACUUUAACCUGUGCUGCACUACAGACCUCGUGUUACUGCGACGUAAGGUAUUAAUAGGCUUCCGGUGCAACAGAGAACAUUACGUUCAGACCGCUACUAAUGUGUUGUCAAAGUACGAAACUUGUAAGUGAACCUAACAGUAGAAUGAAUCAUGUUAUCCUGUUUUUAGUGGUAAUGUUACACAGAGACGCAGACUCCAGUGGACUCUUUGGAAAUGGUACAAGACAAGUGAUGUUAGAGGGAAGCGCUGUUGAUUACAGUAAUGCAGGAAAUGGUACCAAAAUUGUAAUAUCUUGUGAGUUCAUGAAACAAGUUGUGUGACUUUGAACACAUUUUGUUUCUGCUGUGGUUUAUCCGAUGAUUGCAGCGUCACAUCUAUUGUAUUGCAUCUCUACAACUGAUUAUGGACGUAAAUUCCAAUUUAUACUGUGAUAUAUCACUGUGUUUUAUUAACUUUUUUUUUUGUAUAUUUAUUAUACACAGUGAACUUCUUGUGUUACCAAUUUAUGUAAUGACACGGUUUUAAGAGAAUUGAUCAUGAAACCUUCAGUUUGGUCUUCUUGCCAUUUCUUCACACUGUAGGAUCCUCCAUUGCAUUCCUGUGAUUUAUAGAACUGCUGAAUUUGGACUUCAUUCAUCAUCUGUUGGGAGCUCUUUGAAAGUGCCUUAAAAAUCACACUGCUUAAAACAAUGGAUCUUCUUUCAUCAUCAGGUAAAGGGGGGAGACACCCUCUGUGUUUGAUCUGGUAGAGCAAGCUUUCCUGUGGUCAUUGGGAAGAGUUCAGUCUACUGGCUCCAGCAAAGUAGAUGUCUCCCUCUGCAUAUGAUGAAGAAAGAUUCAUCCUUAGAAACACUGUGAUUUUUAACAAGUUAUAAGAACUUCUCAUAAUAAGGAAAUUAAUAAUUUAUACCAUUCAAUUGUAAAGGAUUCUGAUGAUGGUGGAUUACACUUUUAAUUCUUUGCUGUCUGGACUGUUUCUAUCAUCUUUGUUUUAAAGAAGAACCCCAGUGUUUCGGAAAGUGGGUCUGUUUCCGUAUUCGGGCGAGAGGGAAGGUACCGACUCAGUUGGGUCCGUCAGAAAUAGCCUGACUCUAUUUCCAGUGAUAGAGACUAUCACAUAGCAAAUAAUUUUAAGUUUUUUCCACCAGUGGAUAAAUUUUUUAUAUUGCUUGAUGAUUCCAUACUUAUUAAAACUAUUUUUGGUGACUUAUAUUAAUGGUAUGGUUGCCUGCAUGUUGCAGUAGCAGAGUGCUGCAUCAGCUGUGGAUUUAAUGGCCCUAUAGUACUGAUCUUUGAAUCUAUCCCCAUGUUAUAAAUAUUAUUAGAUCAAUUUUUUCAAGGUACCACAUACCCUCAUUAAUUACUGGAGUUCUUUUAUAAGGCAUAUAAAGGCUGUUUCUAAGACAUAUAUAUACAGGAUUAUUGUACUUUUUGUAAAGUGAUGGUGAAUGAAACAGUUUUUUCAUGA
This is a messenger RNA of Zootermopsis nevadensis, 3677 nucleotides long. RefSeq lists its product as uncharacterized. The record is from RefSeq and is a predicted model, not a curated record. NCBI's taxonomy places the organism in Eukaryota, Metazoa, Arthropoda, Insecta, Blattodea, Termopsidae.